This is a messenger RNA of Scleropages formosus (Asian bonytongue), 3718 nucleotides long. It is a transcript of the gene ofcc1, whose product is annotated as orofacial cleft 1 candidate 1. Lineage: Eukaryota; Metazoa; Chordata; Actinopteri; Osteoglossiformes; Osteoglossidae. The coding region runs from base 75 to 2744 and encodes 889 amino acids. The record is from RefSeq and is a predicted model, not a curated record. The transcript is spliced from 18 exons.
GUUCCUCGCCGUUCCUCGCCGCGACGCCUCGCCUCACCUCAUUAAAACGGGAUGAGCAAGAACUGUUUUACCAGAUGUCAAAGAUCUUCGAUGAAGAUGCUGCUACCAUCAUAGAUGUACCAGGUGUCCCACAGCUGGACGAGGUGCUGGAGCCAUCGCCGGAUGGGAAGGGUGGAGGUGUGGAGAUUCCUAACCCGAUGCACCGCAGCGCUGCCUGGGAGGAGGACAUCCCUCCCUACGUUGAGCAGCUGGAAGAGUCUGUGCGCAACGACAUGAUCGCCCUCGGCCGCCCUUCGCAGGAGCAGGAAUUGUCUUCAUCUGGAGGCUGUUACCAAAGGAAGAAAAUCAUACUGAAAAGGCUUCAUGGAAUUUGUCCUCGGGUCGAGGGCCAGCUGCUCCGGGCACCGAGGAGGCAUGGCGCUCCGACGACGGAUCUGCGUGACCACGUGGUCCCGGCACCGGCACCCCGGGAACACGGGCCCCUGCGGCAGGUGGAGGGAGAGAGGGCCAUCAGGAGGGUUUGCUCACGCGUGUCCUGCUGCUCGCGCGGACGAAUAUGCGAUGCGGGCGGCGUCGACGCCGAGGUGAAGCGGGCCUCGGUUCGAGCGGAGAGUGCUGCGUUUGAGCCGAGUGGCGUCGGCGUGUCGACCUUUGACCUCUCCCCGUCACGCCCCGAUCGGGCCAGAGGUGCUCACGGCGGCCUUGCGUUGCAGGUGGAGGCCCUACAGCCGGUGGAGAUCCGCUUGCGUUGCCUGAACGGCGUCAGGGACAAGCUGCCCCGGGGGGAGUACGCCGUGAGUGUGACCCUCCGCAGCCGCCCGGGGGGCCGUGCCUUGAGCCGGGGUCUUCCGCGGGCCGCUCCCACCGAGCCCGUGGCCCACGGAGGCCGUUUCCACGACACGAUGUUGCUGCUGAACCAGAGUGUGUUUGCUGUCUUGCCUUCCGCCGGAGAUCUAGUCCCGACCCUGGUUCUGCACUUUGAGCUGCUCUCCCUUCCCGGAGAGCACAGUCACAUCAGUGCCAUCGAGGGCUGGGGCGCCUUCCCCAUCUGCGACUGCGCCUUCCAAGUCAUCCAGGGGAAGUUCAAGGCACCCCUCCUCAGGGGUUCCUCGGACUCGGCCAUCGCCCAGUUCCGCAGGAUCGAGGAGCUCAUGGCGUCUGACCUGGACAACUGGCUUUGUAACCUGUACUUUCAGGUGAAGAAGCUUCCGGAAGGCAGCCUAGGAGAGGAACCCACGGUCGACUUGCAGAACCUCUGUGGCCCCCCGCUGAGGCCGUCACUUCGCUUUGGGAGCUUCUCAGCGUCUCAGCAAGGCCGAGGCUGCGGCGGCGCGACCCCCGAACCGGCAGAGCCGACCGGCCGCGGCCUCCCCGCGAACGGAGAGACGGGACCUCGCCGCGAGAAGGACGGCACCAGCGGGAAACGGCAUGCAGAUCACGGUGCGAGACGGAGAUUACGGGCUCCGCGGGACGAGCAGCCGGAGGAGGUCGCGACCCUUUGUGCCCCUGAACUGGACGACUAUAAAUUCUCCGUACAGGCUCAGCAUCGUGGCGGAGGAGCAGCUGAACGUGCUCGCCUGGCUCUCUGCAUGCUGGGUCUCGAGUUGGGCCUCUCGCACGGCGCCCGCUGCCACCUCGGGCUCUAUAUCCUUCUGCUGGCCUUGGUCUGGUUCCCUCGGGUCUACCUACACUACUGUGGCCAGUGGCUCCUCCUCCAUGCCAUCGCUGCGCCCAUCAGCAGGUUCCAGUUUCAUCUCCACACAGUGGAACUCGUCUACCAGAAUUCCUUGCUUCAUACCCGCGAGGAAUUGGCCGUGGUCGUGGUCGGACCUCUGACCUUGAAUGUAGCUACGCUACUUCUGGUUCUGAUCAGAUGGGGCUGUCAGCUAACAUUUGGCUCAGUCCCUUCCUUCUUGUCAAAGUUUAUCAUGGCUCUGGGAGUGUGGACAGUGUUCGACCCCCUGGCAGUCUUUGCAGUGGAUGCAGUCCUGGGGCGUCUGACCUACAGCGCUCAGAGACCCAUUGCAGACGCCGCCAAGCUGGCCUGGCACUUCCACAGGACGCAGCACUCGCACCUCCCUGGGAUCCUCAUCACCCUCUUCCUCUACACCGUCCUCCUCUUCUGCUCCCUCACCAUCCUCUACAUUUACUUCCUAAGGUUCCACAACGAUGGCUGCUUGUUGGACGUCUUCCAGCGCCUGCACGGCAUGGAGGGUUCCUUCUUCAUCCCACAAGACCUGGAGGUCUCCAACCAGGAGCUCAGCUACAUCCUCUCGAAGGCAGAGCAGUGGAGGGGCUUCGGCGGAGAGCGGCGCAAGGUGGCAGUGUAUGACUACGUGUGGACAGAAGACACCCCGUCCCACCAUGACACCUCCAGCAGCCACCCCCCGCAUGGCAGCAGACCGCCGAGCACGUCGCCCCCCCGGGGUCAAACCAGCACCCACGUCGCCAUCUACACCCUGCAUCCGAGCGGCUUCCGGGAAGCACACCGGCACUUCCUGCGGCAGCCCAGCGGGGCCAUUGUGGAGGUGACGGCUGACAGGGGCGCCGUGGUCCCUCCUCGGGGGGUUCCGGCAGGGGCGGCCCACCUGGGACAGGUACCGGCGGAGGGCAGCGCGUCGCGUUCUACGCAGCGGCGCUGUGCACGGAAGAAAAAGAGGGCUGCGUGGCGGUCUCACCGAGUGGAGCCAGCAGAGCGAAGCUGCAGUGACCCCAAUGCGGCAAUGGAGCCCCGCGACCACUGAGUGCACACCGCCCCAGCGCUCAUCGUGGUCAUCAUGCUGAGCUCGAGCAGCCGAUCACUGUACUGGUGCGAAUGGUCUGGAAAUAGAAGUGCAGGUUGCAAAUGCCCCCCCGGUUUCUUCACGCAUCCCGACUUUGGCUCAUAUCAGAUGCAGGGACACCGACCUGCGCAAAAUCGCUUUGACCGUCCAGCUCAAGAAGCUCCCUGGAUAUUACUCAAACAUGCGGCACAAAAUAUGAUUAUGCUGGAUAUAUCAGAACAAGAACAUACAUAUUGCCCAUCGUAAGACAUACUGUAUAAGCAGGAAGCAUAAAUAUGCUGAAUGGGAAGGUCAUUCAUUAUCCAGUAAACAAUGCAAAUUAACGAUUCCAUUAGAAAAUGAAUGAGGGUCAUUAGGUCUUCAUUGCUGCCCAACCGAAAUGAAAAAUGCAGAUUCUAAAAGUCACUAAUCACGGGGUAGUGAUAAAAUAUCAAUAUUGGGCACACAUUAAGCUGGAUAAUAUUCAGGCUGGCUUGAUUUGUAUUGAAUAUGUGUCUGGUGACUGGGCCUCGGUGUAAUGAACUGGCCCACAAAUCACAGCUUAAUGGGAGCCUACUUACACAUAUUGCUUAAUUAAAGGUUGUGAGCUUAUUAACAUGUGUCUUUGGCGUUGAGCACUGGCCAUGUAAUCUGUGCUCUACUGGACCAGGUUGUAAAGGUUUUAUGGCUGGGUCAUCAUAUUAAACUCAUAGUUUAAACCCUAAUGUUAAUAAGGUGUCAUUUACGCUGAUAAUGAUUUUAUGAGCAGUCAUGACCAAACUUAUGGCGGAGGAAGCAUUUUGGGGACCGUCCAGCGGUCAACACUUUUGGCCUUGAAGUUCCAGCAGCCAGUGACAGUCCUCGCAUCUACAGCAUAGAGUAAUAACCCAACCGCGUAUCAUCAAUUCAGCCUGAUAAGGUGUUUGUAUAGUAUCAAUACAGUAUAGGUACAGUAU